UAAAAAGCCUCCCUCCUUCCUGAAAACGCCAUAACUUCGCAAUCAAGAACACGACAACCCCCAACUAGGAAGAAAAGAAGAAAGAAAGAAGAAGAAAAUGAGGCUAACUUGGUCGCCGGAAAGAGCCUCAAAGGCCUACAUAGAAACCGUUACCGCAUGCAAAGCUUACCAAGAAUCGGGUGUUCCGGAGCUCGUCUCUGCCAUGGCCGCUGGCUGGAACUCUCAGCUCAUCUUGGAAACAUGGGCUAGGGGUAGGCCCAUAGCCACCAGCAUCGGCCUCGCUGUCUCGAGCAGCCACACCGGCGGCAGGCAUGUCUGCGUGGUCCCCGACGAGCAGUCGAGGUUAGAGUAUGUUACUAUCGUGGGAGAGGUGGCCUCUGCCACGGAAGUAAUCGUUGGGGAGGCUGAGGAAGCCAUGCAAAGGAUGGCGGGGAUAGACUUCAUGGUCGUGGACUGCAGGCAGGAGGAUUUCGGGAUGCUGCUGAGGACUGCAAGAUUGGGAAGCCGGGGGGCUGUGCUGGUCUGCAAGAACGCGAGCUCAAGGGUCGGGUCAGGUUUCCGGUGGCGGAGCAUUCUCGAUGGAGGCGCACCCCGCCGCCUCGUGAGAUCGGUGUUCCUUCCAGUGGGUAAGGGGCUUGACAUCGCAUAUGUAGGGACCAGCGGAGGUGGCACUUCUGGUUCGGCCAGGAAAAACAGCCGUUGGAUCAAGCACAUCGAUCGGGAAUCGGGUGAGGAGAUCAUCAUAAGAAAAUGAUAAAUGCUUGACGGAACUAUAUCUUGUAUAUGUACAUAAAAUUAGUAAAAUCGAUUAGGAGGAUGUAUAAAUUUCGCUUGAGAAUAAAUUAAUCAAAAGUAAAAUUUUGCUGACGA
Punica granatum (pomegranate) is the source of this 870-nucleotide messenger RNA. NCBI's taxonomy places the organism in Eukaryota, Viridiplantae, Streptophyta, Magnoliopsida, Myrtales, Lythraceae. The record is from RefSeq and is a predicted model, not a curated record.